UUACUGCUCACACAUUCAGGCCCAGUGAUACAAUAUAAACCAACAUAGUUCUGGUUUUGCUUCCACUGGAACUAUAGCCAGUGUUCAACUGCAUCCACAAUGACAAGACUUAUUCUACUCACAGGCCUUUGCCUGUUAUUUAUUCAUCUUGGUUCAGCCUAUCAGCUUAUAUGCUACUUCACCAACUGGGCCCAGUACAGACCUGAUCCUGUGAAGCAUUUGCCUGCCAACAUUGAUCCUUUCCUGUGCACACAUCUGAUCUACGCGUUCUCCAUCAUUAACUCUGCAAAUCAGCUGGCCACCUACGAGUGGAACGAUGAGACUCUCUACCAAUCUUUCAAUAGCCUGAAGCAAAGUAAUCCAAGCUUGAAGACACUUUUGGCUGUUGGAGGAUGGAAUUUUGGUUCAAACCAAUUCUCUACCAUGGUGUCCACACAAGACAACAGAAAUACAUUCAUCCAGUCCUCCAUCAGCUUUCUCAGAAAGUAUGGAUUUGAUGGCCUGGACCUGGACUGGGAGUAUCCUGGAGCCCGUGGCAGUCCUCCAGAGGACAAGCAAAGGUUCACUCUGCUCUGUCAGGAGCUUCGACAGGCCUAUGAGGCUGAAAGCAGUGCUACAGGACAUCCCCGGCUUAUGGUCACAGCUGCAGUAGCUGCUGGGAAAUCAACUAUAGAUGCUGGAUAUGAAAUUGCUGAGAUUGCCAAGUACCUGGACUUCAUUAGCGUGAUGACCUAUGACUUUCAUGGGUCUUGGGAAAGUUUCACUGGACACAACAGUCCUCUGUAUCAAUGGUCUCAGGAAACAGGAGCUCAAAUCUACCUUAAUACUAAUUACUCAAUGACAUACUGGAAGAAUCAGGGUGCUCCAGUGGAGAAGCUGAGGAUGGGUUUUGCUACCUAUGGCAGAACGUUCCAACUGUCGUCUACAGCGAGUGGCCUGGGAGCUCCAUCAAGUGGCCCUGCUUCUGCUGGCACCUACACCAGAGAGCCAGGCUUCUGGUCUUAUUAUGAGGUCUGCAGCUUCCUUCAAGGAACCAGCGUACAGUGGAUCCAGGAUCAGAAAGUACCCUACGCCACAAAAGGGGGUCAGUGGGUUGGCUUUGACACCAAGGAGAGCUUUGACACAAAGGUGACCUACCUCAAAGAUAAUAAUUUUGGAGGGGCCUUUGUGUGGGCUCUUGAUUUGGAUGAUUUUACUGGACAGUUCUGUGGACUGGGAAAAUAUCCUCUCAUCAACGAGCUCAAGAAACUGCUAAACAAUGGUCCUGCUGCUCCUCCUGCUGAAGGUCCUCCUGCUCCUCCUGCUGAAGUUCCUCUUGCUCCUCCUGCUGAAGGUCCUCCAGCUUUGACUACUGUAGCUUCUCAUCAGUUUUGUGCAACCAAGAAAGAUGGUAUCUACCCAAAUCCUUCUGACAAAAAAUCUUUCAUCCAGUGUGCUGCUGGGAGAAAAUUUGUACAACCCUGCCCUGCUAGCACCAUCUACGACAAGAGCUGCCAGUGCUGCAACUGGCCAUAAAACUGCCACAGGUUGUUACUGAACACAUGAUAUAGACAUGAUUUAAAUUACAUUUGUUACAGAUUAACAAAACAGCACAGACUUGUUUGUAAAUGGCUAUACACCUGGCUUGAUACCUGUGCAAGCAUUUUAUUUCCCUACCUGUAAAAAUAUUCCAUAAAUUUUCAAUUUUAAAUCAUUGAUCUUUUCUAAUGGGAUUUAAUUUUGUCUAGUAUUCUCUAUUUUUAAUGGUAAUGGCUUGAAAAAAUUGUUACAUAGACAUUCACACAAGUUAUGAUGCUCUUUGUUGUCAAUUGUUUUAUUCCAGAAUUAGCAAUAUGCAUUGCUAAAUGCAGUAAAAUAAAAUAAAUCACAAUAUUAUUUCUAUGAUCAAA
Messenger RNA from Pangasianodon hypophthalmus (striped catfish), 1889 nucleotides. Its product is annotated as acidic mammalian chitinase-like. Bases 100 to 1515 code for a protein of 471 amino acids. Gene Ontology annotation, biological process: chitin catabolic process; carbohydrate metabolic process. Gene Ontology annotation, molecular function: chitin binding; chitinase activity. Gene Ontology annotation, cellular component: extracellular region. The transcript is spliced from 11 exons. Lineage: Eukaryota; Metazoa; Chordata; Actinopteri; Siluriformes; Pangasiidae. The record is from RefSeq and is a predicted model, not a curated record.